AUGAAUCAUAUCUACCAAAGUCGUACCCGUGAUUCUAUCUUUAUCACUGUUUCGGUCAUCUCUGUAGGUGUCUUAUCGGUUGCGUUCUUAUUAUGGGCUGCAGGCAUUUCUAUCACCGGUAAGUCUACCAUUCCUAUGACUAGAGCCCCACCAAAAUUAAAUUUGAAAGCCUCAAAGGUUAAAAAUGGAACUCCAAUUGUCCCAGAACUAGGUCAUGGUGAAAGAUUACAAGCUGUUUACGAAAAAUUUCAAAAAGAAUACCAAAAAGGCAUUGAAGAGUUGUGCUCAAAUUUCGAUCAUAAUGAUGAAAAGCAAGAAUAUCAACGGAAUUAUUUCAACGAAAUGCUACUGAAAUUAUUAAUUCAAUUAGAUGAUGUAGAUUUAGUAAAUUUAGAACCUACGAAGAAGAAGGAAUUAAAAGAUAUGAGACGUGGGUUUAUCCAAUUAAUUCAAAAGGAUUUGAAAAGAUUGGAUUCUUUGAAACAAUAA
Henningerozyma blattae CBS 6284 is the source of this 489-nucleotide messenger RNA. RefSeq names its product Snl1p (gene SNL1). Lineage: Eukaryota; Fungi; Ascomycota; Saccharomycetes; Saccharomycetales; Saccharomycetaceae. The coding region runs from base 1 to 489 and encodes 162 amino acids. The record is from RefSeq and is a predicted model, not a curated record. Gene Ontology annotation, molecular function: protein-folding chaperone binding. The transcript has a single exon.